CACCCUCGCUGGUCAUUCACUAUUUGAUACCACGACUACGCGCUGAGAAAUCAAGUGAUGAGAUGACGGACACGGCAGCGCUUGAGAAGUUAAAGCUUGAGAUUAAAGACUGGGAGUACAGUUUCAAGAGUGCGAACGGGCGGAACCCGCAGAAGCAGGAUAUCAAGAGUAAUCCUGAUAUCGAUGCAAAGUAUAAAGCGUACAAGCAGUUAAAAGCAGAACUUGCUGGCAACACAGAGGUCAAACCGACAAAGCAACAUAAACACCACCACCACCAGCAUGAACCUCAUACCCCCGUCAAAGAACACCGACGUCGUCACCACCACCACGACAAACCACAAUCAAAGCCAACCCACUCACCUACAAAGCCAACGACGACGCCGGUGAAGCAGACGCAGCAAUACGAUCCCCCGUACUCGGGAAACUCUGCGUCCUCGUCAGACCGGCGUCAGCGGAAGCAAGUCACGCAGGUCGGACCUACGCCGCUGGCAGAAGGUCGGGCGCUCGCGUUUUUUGACAUUUUCGAUCUUAAUAAACCGCCGAUUUUCCCGGCCGUUUUGCCUACUUUUGGCGGGAGCGCGGCGCAGACGCAGACUCCUACGAGUAUCUCAAAGAAACGGAGUCACGAUGACUUUGACGACGACGACUUUGACGACGAUGACGACGACAGAGCGAUUCUAGACACACCAACGAAAUCUCACUCGCCCAAGCACCGGUCCUCCACCAAAGUCAUCGCCCGCACACUCACCCGCACGACCCCCUCCAAAAACCUCCCCUCGCCCUCCUCCUCCCUCCUCUCGACCCCACUAUCCUCCUCCCGUGCCCUACAGCAGACGCCGACUUCGGCCUCGUAUUUCCAGCAACACCACGAUAUGCAGCGUCUGCUGGCCACCCCGUCGCCGCUGAAACGGCCGCAGUCCGUGGUGAGGGGGUUGAGCGCUAUACUUGCUGAUCUGCGCAGGGCGCAGGAUGAGGCGUAUAGCGAGGAUGAGAACGUGCUUCGAGAGCUCGAGAUGAACCGUCCGGACGAGGACCAGCUGAACUCUGCCCCGCCAACGGCCUCAGCCGUUGCUGCGAAACUGUCGAAAGGAAAGAAACCAUCGAAGGCAAAGACACAGGAGAGGAAGGGCGCGGAUGACGCAGUAUUUCACCUGGGCGAAGUGCAGGAAGGCGAUAUCGAGGAGAUGGUCAAGCAGGCGCACGAGCGCGCAGCUGCACGGGACAAGAAUUCACGGUACAAGAAAGCAAAGACGCAAAAGCGGACGACGAGACUUGUCAAGAUGCGGCCGACUUUGGCGGCGGCUGCUGCUAAGCAGGUGGAGAAACAGAAGCCAAAGGAUGACUCUGAUUCGGAGGAGGAGGAGCUCGAUAUGCCGACGGAAGAUGACGAGGAGGUCUUUCAUAAUGACGAGAAUGAAUUAGACGAGUAUACCGACAACGAUGACGACGUGCCCCAUCCCGAAUUCGCACCAACAGCAACCACAACAAUCACAAUGGCCGCCGACAUCGACGGCAUCCCCUGCUCCGACGACGAAUUCGACGCUCCCCCAUCCUCACCAUCUUCACAUCCUCGCACGAAUACUACAUCCAAAGACGAUCCUGUUACUCUGUACGGCAACGGCAACUACGACAACGACGCAGAGUUACCACCCCUCGCGAGCUAUGGCAAUAACGCAGAUGACGACGACGAUGACGAGCAACUCCCCCCGCGACCGGAUUCAAGAUCCCCGCGCCGAAAAUAGAUAUGCAGGCCCUUGCGAAAGCAGCACGCGAAUCGUCAAAGCGCGCCGGCGGCGUCUCGAAUAACUUCCAACGGCUCAAGAUACGGUCGAGUAAAGGCAGCAGCGGCAGCGGCGGCUCGAAAUAUGGUCAGAGGUUUGGUCGUCGGCGGUGAGGACUGUUAUUGCUACUUUUUGUCUGAAGGUAUCGAUAGUAAUAGUUACAGAACUUUUAAAACACGUAUCGAUAAGCACCCGAAAUAAAACAAGACUUUCUGACCGACCAGUCGAACAAAACGAUAAAACCUAGAUAUAACGGCCCAAGGACAAACCCAACAUUAUAAGACAUAGUAUGCGAACCAUUGGUAAUAGCAAUGGGAGAGGUGUUGAAAGAACAGAAAGAAGAGAAGAUAGGUCGAAAGGCUGGUGAAAUGAAAUGAAG
This is a messenger RNA of Myxozyma melibiosi, 2160 nucleotides long. Its product is annotated as DNA replication and checkpoint protein-domain-containing protein. The record is from RefSeq and is a predicted model, not a curated record. The transcript is spliced from 2 exons. Gene Ontology annotation, molecular function: DNA replication origin binding; single-stranded DNA binding. NCBI's taxonomy places the organism in Eukaryota, Fungi, Ascomycota, Lipomycetes, Lipomycetales, Lipomycetaceae. Gene Ontology annotation, cellular component: DNA replication preinitiation complex. Gene Ontology annotation, biological process: mitotic DNA replication preinitiation complex assembly; DNA replication; double-strand break repair via break-induced replication. The coding region runs from base 63 to 1742 and encodes 559 amino acids.